Molecule: messenger RNA, 2088 nt
Organism: Cylindrotheca closterium
Lineage: Eukaryota; Bacillariophyta; Bacillariophyceae; Bacillariales; Bacillariaceae
Source: the annotation of a GenBank genome assembly
AUGUCCGAAGUAGGCAGCCAAUCCGAGACUGGGUCUCAAAGUCUGGCCAGUCAUGGAGACUCUUCCCAAGACACUGUUCCCAUUACCAAUUCAGCUGGUGCUGGUGCUGGUGCUGGUGGACAAACAACUGCCACUGCUCCAGGACAACAAGUCCGUCCUCUGGGUGUCAACAAUCGCCUUCCCAGCAAACGUGCCCUCGGCAAGAGUGUUCGUGGUCAGUCCGUACGGCACCUUGCCUCGAGUGGUGGCACUGCUACUAAUGCUUCCAAUAAUAGCAACCAACCACCACCCCAACAAGCCGACGCUGCUGCGGGAACCCUGACUCAACCAGAAAACCCCAAAGACAAGGAAAUUGCCGUCGUUUUGCACAAAUUGCGUCGGACCAAAAAGGAAGACGGGGAUCGUCAAUCCGAUCUGUUGAGCCGACUAAGAAUUCUGUUGCAAGAACGCGUCGACGACAUGGACGACAAGCGUCCCUUGUCGAAUGACGCGGCCGGUCUGGGUGCGGCCAUUGUGGAAAUUAUGCGCCAUUUGCCACCCGGCGAAGAAGUUGCCAUCAUGGAAGAGUGUACCUGCAUCUUGUUUUUUGUCUCCGAAGUGGACCCUGCCUACAAAAAGGGAAUUGCUCGUCUCUUCAAGGCCAUGGGAGAACACGUGGACAAUGUGGCCAUUCAAAAAGCCAGUUGUGCCGGCAUUUAUAACAUUAUCGUGGCCAAUCCAGAUAGCAUUCCACGGAUUGCACCCAGUUUGCCCGGACUCUUGAAGACCAUGGAUGCCCAUCCAAGCAAUUCCAGCGUCUUGUGUUCGGUCCUCCAAGUCUUGGGCGAGAUUGCCCGCUGCUCCGAAACCAAACCCUUUUUUGUCAGCUCCGGCGCCCUGCAACAUGUCUUUCAAGCCAUGAAGAAACACAUGUCCAAUUCCAAACUCCAAUCGACUGCUUACUUGACAUUGGUGGCGCUCAGCAAGGAUUCAUCCAGCAAGACCAAACGACACAUGGCUCCUUCCAUUGCCUUGGUCAUGCAAGGCCUUCAAACGCAUCCUCAAGAGAAGGAUGUUCAAUUGCACGGAAUUCAGACCUUGGGCAAUCUAUUGCCCCCUGCCAAUCUUACAGAGCCCGUGGUCAAUACAUUUUGUCAAUCCCUUUCGGCCUGGAAGGAAUCCGAAGAAAUCAACGAGGCGGCCUGUUUGGCACUCUGUCACAUUGUGCUGCACUGUCCCUUUGAUAUCCUAGUGGGCAUGUCGGUUUCGGAAGAAGGAUUUAUCAGCUAUGUCGUGGACGCCAUGGGCCGCUUUGAAGACCAUUUGGGGGUCCAAUAUCAAGGACUAAGAGUGCUGGUGCACUUGUCAUCAAGAGUGGCCGACAACAUGGGCAAGCACGUCGAAGACUUUCGACAAGUCCACGAGCGAUUGCUCAGCGAACGAGGAUUGGAUUCCAUCCUCAAGGCCAUGCACAAGUUCGGAAAAUCACAUUCCUUGGUGGCCCAAAUUGGAUGUGAGUUGCUAGUCAAUGUCACCCGCAACUCGCAAGACUUUCAGCGGGCGAUUUGGGCCAAGGGGGGGAUUGAAUUGCUGCUCGUGUGCAUGCGAACCCACGUCAAGAAUUUGCGCGUCCAAGAUUUAGGAUGCUGUGCGGUCCGAAAUAUUUGCCUCAACAAGGACAAUCGCAAACCGGUGGAAGAACAAGGUGGAAUCUCAACCUUGCUGGUGACCCUAGACUUUUUUGUCACCAACUCGACCAUUCAAGCCUAUGGAUUGGAUGCUUUGGGUCGUUUGGCCAUGGACGAGGGCUGCCGGCAAGCCAUUAUGGAACAACGGGGGAUUGAGGCGGCCUUGUCCGGCAUUAAACAUCACCGAACUCACGCGGGUGUGCAAGAUCGGGCAUGCUUUAUGCUUCUCAACAUGACGCAGAGCCCCAAUGUUACCCAAAGGAUGCUGGAGAUGGAACUAUUGCCGAUUGUUCAAGAAUGCAAGGUUCCUCCCAAGAAGGCUGCCAUGGAUCGAUGGAAUGUCUUGAUUCAACGACUGGAAAGUGCAAAACCAGCUGGAAUCGGGGCUUGGUUUGGUCGUGGAAAACAAAAUGCCAAGUAA